Messenger RNA from Sorghum bicolor (sorghum), 956 nucleotides. RefSeq lists its product as uncharacterized. NCBI's taxonomy places the organism in Eukaryota, Viridiplantae, Streptophyta, Magnoliopsida, Poales, Poaceae. Gene Ontology annotation, biological process: maturation of SSU-rRNA from tricistronic rRNA transcript (SSU-rRNA, 5.8S rRNA, LSU-rRNA). The transcript has 5 exons. The record is from RefSeq and is a predicted model, not a curated record. Bases 215 to 691 code for a protein of 158 amino acids. Gene Ontology annotation, cellular component: nucleolus; 90S preribosome; preribosome, small subunit precursor.
GAUCCACCCACCCAUACGUCGAGCUCUACUCACACAAAGGAACAAUCGGCCGCCGGCCACCGGCCGCCGCCAUCGAGACGCCGACGCCGACCUCAUCCUCCUGCGCAGCAGGCCCGCAGCCGGACGCUCUCUACUGUUCUUCCUCCGUCGUCUCCUCCCGCCCCCCGCUUGCUUUGAAUCCCCUUCCUCUGCUCCGCCACCACGACGCGCCGACAUGACUGGGUCUUCUAAGAAGCAUGAGCUCAAAUCUAAGCAAAAAUUGGAAAAGAAGCUCAGUUUUUACACAAAAGUAAAAGAUGCAGUUACUUCCUUAAAUGCUAAGAAGACUAUCAGUAAGAAAAGUAAACAGAGUCGGCGCCAGAAGAAACUGAAAGCAUAUGAUCUCUCGGCACUGUCAGAGUUCCUCCCAGAACCAGCUGCACCAGAGCAGAAGACUGAAGGAAAGCUGAACUGCAAGUCAAGACAGACAUUAGUGGUACGGGAGUCUGCCCGUCUUAAGGCUGUACUGGACAACCCGCAGUUUCAGCUUGACCCAUUCGCCGCGAUCCAUCAGCACCUGCUAGCAACUCAGCCGCCUGCAGCUGCAAAGGACAGUGACGUGGAGAAGCAGGGGAAGACGGACUCCAAGGACAAGAAAAGGAGGAGGAAGAAGAAGGGUGCGUCGUCAAGCUCUCAAGCAAUGGAUAUCUGAUUGUAUUCGUUCAGUAGUAACUUGGUUCGAUGUCGAUGACUGCCCGUGUUCCAUUAGAUUAGAAGGACGGAGCUCAUCGAAGUUUGAUAUCAGUGGUUGGUAUAGUUUGUGGUACCAGUAGAGGUAGCAGAUCUUUUUUCCCCCCUCUUUGGGUGGCCUUUUGACUGAUAUUUGUUGAAUCGGUGUCUUUGCUUUGACGAUUUGGAUAUGGUUUUAGCUGAAAACCUGGUGUUUCAGUUCCGAUUAAAGCCUGGUUGCAUGGAAA